Capronia epimyces CBS 606.96 is the source of this 1656-nucleotide messenger RNA. Its product is annotated as inosine-5'-monophosphate dehydrogenase. The transcript is spliced from 3 exons. NCBI's taxonomy places the organism in Eukaryota, Fungi, Ascomycota, Eurotiomycetes, Chaetothyriales, Herpotrichiellaceae. Gene Ontology annotation, cellular component: cytoplasm. Gene Ontology annotation, molecular function: IMP dehydrogenase activity. The record is from RefSeq and is a predicted model, not a curated record. The coding region runs from base 1 to 1656 and encodes 551 amino acids. Gene Ontology annotation, biological process: GTP biosynthetic process.
AUGCCUAUCGCAAACGGAGAUGUCGCCGGCAAUGGCCUUUCAGUCCACGGCAACGUCGAAAAACUCGACUACCGCAAGGCCGUUGAAGUCCUCAAAUCCGAGUAUCAGUCUCAAAAGGACGGCCUCGAUGUUCAUACUCUCCUGGAUUCGGCCAAAAAUGGGGCUCUGACAUAUAAUGACUUCCUUAUUCUGCCGGGAUACAUUGGCUUCGCUGCUUCCGAAGUGACUCUCGAUUCCCCAGUGACCAAGCGCAUCACGCUCAAAACUCCGCUCCUCUCCUCUCCUAUGGACACCGUAACAGAAGAUUCUAUGGCCAUUCACAUGGCCCUACUGGGAGGACUCGGGGUCAUUCAUCACAAUUGUACCGCCGAUGACCAGGCAGACAUGGUUCGCAAGGUUAAGAGAUACGAGAACGGUUUCAUCUCCGAGCCCGUCGUCCUCUCUCCGAAGACCACUGUCGGAGAAGCAAAGGCGCUGAAAGAAAAAUGGGGGUUUGGAGGCUUUCCAGUUACCGAAAACGGCCAGCUCAAGUCCAAGCUGAUUGGCAUUGUUACAACUCGAGAUAUUCAGUUCCAUCCUCGAUCCGAUGACCUGGUCACGGAGGUCAUGUCGAAGGACUUGAUCACUGCGCCUGCUGGCACCACUCUGGCCGAGGCCAACGCAGUCCUUCGCGAUUCGAGAAAGGGCAAGCUGCCCAUCGUCGAUACCAACGGUAAUCUUGUUUCUCUACUCUCACGCUCAGAUCUUCUUAAAAACCUCAACUUCCCCCUGGCCUCAAAGCUGCCUCAUUCGAAACAGCUCAUUGCUGCAGCGGCUAUUGGAACUAGGCCAGAUGACAAGAUCAGACUGCAGAAACUGGUCGACGCCGGCCUUGACAUUGUGGUCCUCGACAGCAGCCAAGGAAACAGUAUCUACCAGAUUGAAAUGGUCAAAUACGUCAAGGAGAAAUAUCCGGAACUCGAUGUCAUUGCUGGAAAUGUAGUGACUCGCGAACAAGCAGCAAACCUCAUUGCUGCAGGUGCCGAUGGCCUGAGAAUUGGCAUGGGUAGCGGCAGUGCAUGCAUUACCCAAGAAGUCAUGGCUGUCGGCCGUCCUCAGGCAGCCUCGGUCUUCGCUGUGACCUCUUUUGCAUCCCGCUUUGGAGUUCCCUGCAUUGCUGACGGUGGUAUCCAAAACGUUGGUCAUAUCGUCAAGGGGCUCGCCAUAGGUGCGUCUACUAUCAUGAUGGGCGGCCUCCUUGCCGGGACCACCGAGUCCCCCGGCAACUACUUCGUCAGCCGUGAAGGUAAGCUCGUCAAGGCUUACCGGGGAAUGGGAAGUAUCGAUGCCAUGGAAGACAGGAAGGCCGGCGGUGGAGCCAAGAAUUCCAAGGGCAGUAAUGCCGGCACUGCAAGAUACUUCUCAGAGGGUGACAGCCUGUUGGUUGCUCAGGGCGUGUCUGGUGCAGUACCCGAUCGAGGCACAGUGACCAAGUUUGUCCCCUACUUGCUGGCCGGACUCCAGCACUCUCUCCAGGACAUCGGGGCAAAGAGUCUAAUCGAACUUCGCGAGAAGGUCUUGAGCGGCGACGUUCGCUUCGAGCUCCGAUCAGUCAGUGCCCAAGCGGAAGGCAACGUUCACGGUCUUGACAGUUUCGACAAGAAACUCUAUGCUUGA